Mollisia scopiformis is the source of this 180-nucleotide messenger RNA. RefSeq lists its product as uncharacterized. The transcript has 2 exons. The annotation marks the transcript as partial. Lineage: Eukaryota; Fungi; Ascomycota; Leotiomycetes; Helotiales; Mollisiaceae. The record is from RefSeq and is a predicted model, not a curated record.
GCGCUUCAGCAUCUGAGGCUGAAGAGCGUGGUCAGAGUAUUGUGGAUUGACGCCUUGUGUAUCAAUCAGAGUUCCGUGGAAGAGAGAAACAAUCAGGUAUGCAUUAUUAUGGCAAGAGUAUACAAGCAAGCUGUUUGUGUUGUUGCUUGGCUUGGGCGCCUUCAAAAGACUGUCCCCACG